Messenger RNA from Neoarius graeffei (lesser salmon catfish), 1485 nucleotides. RefSeq names its product sodium-dependent phosphate transport protein 2B-like. Gene Ontology annotation, molecular function: sodium:phosphate symporter activity. The coding region runs from base 1 to 1485 and encodes 494 amino acids. Gene Ontology annotation, cellular component: vesicle; apical plasma membrane; brush border. NCBI's taxonomy places the organism in Eukaryota, Metazoa, Chordata, Actinopteri, Siluriformes, Ariidae. Gene Ontology annotation, biological process: sodium-dependent phosphate transport; intracellular phosphate ion homeostasis. The transcript is spliced from 2 exons. The record is from RefSeq and is a predicted model, not a curated record.
AUGGACUACUGCGAACCAGUACUGGAUGUGCAGUCAGCAGUGCCUAUCAUUAUGGGUGCUAACAUCGGUAUCUCCAUCACCAAUACCAUCGUGGCUGUGAUGCAGGCUGGAGACCGUAACGAGUUCCGCAGGGCAUUUGCAGGAGCCAUAGUACAUGACUUUUUUAACUGGCUGUCUGUGUUGGUGUUGCUGCCUCUGGAAGCAGCCACUGGUGUCUUGUACAAGCUCACCAAAUGCCUCAUUGACUCAUUCCAAAUCAAGACAGGCCAGGAUGCCCCAGACUUGCUCAAAGUCAUCACUGAACCACUCACCAAGAACAUCAUUGAGCUGGACAGCUCUGUCAUCAGUGCCAUAGCCACUGGUGAUCCCACUGCUCGAAACAAAAGCCUGAUCAAGAUAUGGUGCAAAAAGGAGAAAGUCAUAAGUCUGGAGAAUGUUCCUGGAGAAGCAAACUGUACAGUUGGUGUCCCAUGCUGGAUAGUGGGCAACCAGACAUGGACACAGAAGAACAUAACACAGACCAAGAACUUAGAGAAAUGUAGUCAUCUCUUUGCAUCAGCAAAUCUGCCUGACUUGGCUGUGGGACUGAUCCUGCUAGCUCUGUCCCUGCUGGUGCUCUGUACAUGCCUCAUUCUCAUCGUCAAGCUGCUCAACUCCAUGCUCAAGGGUCAGGUGGCUGUCGUCAUUAAGAAGGUGCUCAACACAGAUUUCCCCUUUCCAUUUGGAUGGGUCACUGGUUACCUCGCUAUCUUGGUGGGGGCAGGAAUGACCUUCAUCGUGCAAAGCAGUUCAGUCUUCACCUCCGCCAUUACACCUCUUGUCGGUAUUGGUGUCAUUAGCAUUGAACGAGUCUAUCCCCUUACGCUUGGCUCCAAUAUUGGGACAACAACAACUGCUAUUCUUGCCGCCAUGGCAAGUCCUGGAGAGACGCUUGCCAACUCUCUACAGAUCUCUCUUUGCCAUUUCUUCAACAUCUUUGGCAUAAUGUUGUGGUACCCAAUUCCUUUCACACGUGUGCCUAUCCGGCUGGCUAAAGCACUGGGUAACCGCACAGCCAAAUACCGCUGGUUUGCCAUCAUCUACUUGUUUGCUUGCUUCUUCAUUAUGCCUUUGACGGUGCUGGGGCUCUCCAUCGCUGGCUGGCAGGUCCUUGUGGGGGUUGGUGUGCCCGUGGUGGCAUUGGUGGUCUUUGUGAUUGUGGUGAAUAUCAUGCAGUCACGCUGCCCACGCUUCCUGGUUCCUGUGCUGCGCACUUGGGACUUCCUUCCCCGGCCGCUGCAUUCGCUCACACCAUGGGACCGUAUUGUCACCAGAGUGAUGGGCUUCUGUGGGGCACACUGCUGCUGUUGUUGCAAGUGCUGCAAGAAGGGAGAAUCAGACAAUGAAGAGAAGAAUAUGAAAGACUUGGAGAUGUACGACAACCCUGCACUUUCUGUGAACGAUGAGAAGAGCCACAUUCAAACAGUGUCUGGAACAUAUCUGUAG